GAAAGUCCCGGAAGAGGCUCCUCGUGCAGAACAGAGCGAGGUGCAGGUGAGCGCUCACGCACCAUGUACCUGUAAACAAAGAGAAACAACAUGGAAACAACAUCCAGGAUACAGUUUAAUAGAAACCGGGAUCAAACACGACUUCGUAGCAGGCUGCAGAUCGGUGUGUGAUCCAACAUCCUGAUACACGCAGUAACCAAACACACGGCACAGAGCUUACCCAUGAGAUAAGUUAACCAUCAGAGGGAGCACCCGGAAGGACUGAACAGUCGUCGUCCUCCACGAUGGCGAACCAGGACGCCGACAACCCUUCACACACCUCGUUUGAGAACUUCGUCCUAGCCCAGACUUGUAAGGAUGUGAAGCAUCACUUCGCUGUGCUCUGCAAGCAGCUGAAUCUCAACCCUAAGGAGUUCGGGAGUUUCUACAUCAGGUUAAAAGAAAAGCUAAACUACUGGAAGGCCAAAGCCCUGUGGAAGAGGCUGGACCAAAGAGCCGCUCACACGGAUUACCAGCAAGGACAAGUCUGCACCAAAAACAAGUGUCUGGUGCUGGGGGCGGGGCCAUGUGGGCUGCGGACGGCCAUCGAGCUGGCGCUGCUGGGGGCUCAGGUGCUGGUGCUGGAGAAGAGAGAGUCUUUCUCCAGGAACAAUGUCCUCCACCUGUGGCCCUACACCAUCUGCGACCUGCGCAGUCUCGGAGCCAAGAAGUUCUACGGGAGAUUCUGCACGGGGUCUCUGGAUCACAUCAGCAUCCGUCAGCUGCAGUUGAUCCUGCUGAAGGUGUCCCUUCUCCUCGGGGUGGAGGUGCACACAGGAGUGGAGUUUCAGGGCUUGAUUGAGCCCUCAGGAGAAAACGGUUGGAUGGCCAAGCUGCAGCCUGCUUCUCACCCGGCUUCUACUUUCGAGUUUGACGUCUUUAUCUCGGCUGGAGGAGGCAGGUUCGUCCCUGAUGGUUUCAGGCAUAAGGAGCUGAGAGGCAAGCUGGCUAUCGGCAUCACAACCAACUUCAUCAACAGACACACGGCUGAGGAGGCUCAAGUAGCAGAGAUCAGCGGUGUGGCUCGCAUUUACAACCAGAAGUUCUUCCAGGAGCUGCACACUGAGAUGGGUAUUGAUCUGGAGAAUAUUGUCUACUACAAAGACGCCACCCACUACUUCGUCAUGACUGCCAAGAAGCAAAGCUUGCUGAAGAAGGGAGUCAUUAAACAGGACUUCAGCGACGCAGAGGAGCUGCUGGCUCCUGCAAACGUGGAUGAAGAGGCUUUGCGCUGCUAUGCAUAUGAUGCCGCCUCGUUCUCCACAGGGGGUAAACUGCCUGACCUCCAGUUUGCUCCAAACCAUGCGGGAAAGCCAGACGUGGCCAUGUUCGACUUCACCUGCAUGCAGCGUGCUGAGAAUGCCUCUCAGGUCAGAGAGAAGAGGGGGAAGAAGCUGCUGAUGGCUCUUGUUGGAGAUUGCCUGGUGGAGCCUUUCUGGCCUCUGGGCACAGGCAUCGCUCGGGGGUUUCUAGCUUCCUUUGACACAGCGUGGAUGGUGAGGAGCUGGGGCCUCGGGACCCCCCAUCUCAAGGUCCUGGCUGAGCGAGAAAGUAUCUACCAGGUCCUGUCUCAAACCACCCCAGAAAACUGCAGGAAAAACUACGUCAGUUACAGCAUCGACCCCAAAACUCGGUACUUGAGAGUCAACCUCUCCUCCAUCCAGGCCCACCAGGUGCAGCACCUAUAUAUCGUUGAUAAAUCCAAUCCAGGGAGCAAGAAACCGAAGAAUAGGUUUUCUUACCUGCGUCAAGAUUCUGCCAGUGGUUUUGAGGAGUUGUUGAAAUGGUGCCAGAAAAACACAGCGGGUUAUAAGAAUGUGGCUGUAAAAGAUUUCACACAAUCCUGGAGGUCCGGGAUGGCUCUGUGCGCUCUGAUCCACCACUUCGGACCCCAGCUCAUUGACAUGUCCGCCCUGGAUGAGUCCAGCGCUGUUCACAACAACCAACUGGCCUUCAGCAUUUUGGAGAAGGAGCUGGGCAUCCCUCCUGUCAUGGCUGCCAGCGACUUGGCCAACAGUGGUCAGAUAGACAAGUUGUCCAUGGUCCUCUAUCUCACCCAGGUCCAAAAGGCCUUCACUGUGCCUGCAAAAGACCCUGCAGCCUUCCCCUCGCCGGCCAAGCCUCUGAGUCUCUCCACGACACAGUCCGCUGUCUUCUUCCUGAACAAGCUGAAGCACAACUCUCUGCAAAGACGCAAGGAAAAGCUGGCAUCUUUGAAGAAAGAAAGAGAGACCACAAUGGAAGAGGAGGACAGUAUGGUGGUGCUGCCGGUGUCCCCUGAGCGCAGUCCUUCACCUAUCCCUACUCUUGAGCCUGGGCCUAAUGCUUGUGUGUCGUUGACAAACAGUGAUGAGUGUUACUUCUGUGGACAGAGGGUCUACGUGCUGGAGAGGGUCAGCGCUGAGGGAAAGUUCUUCCAUCGAAGCUGCUUCACCUGCCAUCGCUGCAGCAUCACACUCAGACUGGGAGGAUACACCUUUGAUCAGACUACAGGGAGGUUUUACUGUGAGCUGCACUCUGAAGAACUGGAGCUGCAAAACGGGGCAGAAACAUCUUGUAAGGAUAGUGAAAGGAAUCACAAAACAACCAAUGAAGACAACAGGCUCUCCAGUGAUGAUUAUACGCCCUCUCCAUCAGAUGAGGAGUACGAGCACACUCUGGACUGUGGUCCUUCUCCUCACUCAACAACUCCCACUGAGCCUCCAUCUAUAACAGAGGCGGCAGCAGCAGCAGCUCCCACUGAGGAGGAGACGGUGCCACAUCCCGUCCCUAAGCCUCGCAAAUCCCAGCUCCCACCCAGCCCUCAGCCCUCUCCUCCCGUAGCGAAACCUCGCUCCGUCCACAUCUUCAACCCCUCGACUCCAGAAAGACAAUCGUCUCCGACUCCUACAGAAGAGAUCUCAAAGGACGCGCCAGACUCUCGCCCGAAGCAACGAAAGCUUAAGAUCAGCGAUGAGGAGAAAAGCCAGCUGGUGAACCUCCAGAGCCUCAGCGUGGACUCGGACUCAGAGACCCCCGGUGGAUCUUCAUCCUGCUCCUCGUCCUCGGCUACAGCAGGAGGAACGAGCCCUCCCAAACCAGAGGACGGGCAGGAAGAGGAGGGCUACUGGAGCGGGAACCCCGCCAGUCACAUGCGAGAGAAGAGGCACCGCCGCUGCUUCAGGAGGAAAGAGAUGCCGGGCGGACAGGCGAGGGUCCGGUCCAAGUUCUCCCCGUGGAACCUGUCGUCCCCGAGGAUCAGCAGAGACCCCCGGCUCAGCGUCCUCGUCAAUCAUCCGGGGAGAGUCGAAACAACAUUCAUACACAGCACUAACGAGGGAUACGAUGACGAUGAUGACGACGACGACGACGACGAUGAUAUAUUAGAUCGAGAUGAUGUCGACUUAUUUGAAGAGAAGUUUCAGACGCUGCCAGCUGACCCUGUUCAGGCCGAGAAGAUGGAGUUGAUGAUGAUGAGGACACUUGAGCGGAGAGCAAAGACCAGUGAAUUACAGCGAUUACGCAAAGCUCAGUCCAUCCAGAGGAGACUGGAGGAGAUCGAGGUGACCUUCAAGGAGUUGGAGGAUAAAGGUGUCGUUCUGGAGCAAACUCUGCGCCGAGAGGCUGGCAGCAACGGCUCUCCUGACAUGAUCGAGCAUUGGAUCCAACUCGUCCACGAGAAGAACUCGUUGGUGACUGAAGAGUCUGACCUCAUGGUGGCGUCCCGGCAGCUGGAGCUGGAGGACAAGCAGAGCACGUUGGAGCUGGAGCUCAGGAAGUACAUGGAGAUGAAUGACAAGACGCCCGAGCAGCAGUCGGAGGAGGAGCGGGUCCUCCAACAGAUGCUGGAUGUGGUGGACAUGAGGGACUCGCUGGUGUCCUUCCUGGAGGAGAAGAGGCUGACGGAGAUCGGAGAGGAGCAGGAGGCCUUCUCCAUCAUGGAGGCCAAACGCCACUCCAAGGCAGGAGCUCAGGUCUACUGGGCGUAAGGCAAACUCGGCAUGAACCUCUUUGUGCCCUGCAGUAGAUGACCUCACAUCUACUGUAUGUGCUGCUUCGUGACUUUUCAAAGCCAAAGAUGAUUGUUGCGGUGGCAAGUGGCGCCUCUUUGUACGACUAGGAUGAAAAAGGUGAGGCUUAUGGGGCAGAGGAGUGAAGGGCAAAGCGGCCCCUAGAGGGAGACAUACGCCUGGGGAUCUGAGGCUCUGAGAUGACGCAUCACACCUCUGUGGCUCAGCCCUACCUGAUGUGUUAGUGGGGUCACAGCAGCAGCAGAAAAAGAAAAUGGACCGCUCAUCUUCUGCUGCAUCCAUCACACAGAAAGUGAUCCAAACAGAACCUGGGAUCAGUUUGGUGUUGGUGCCAGAAACAUGUGGAAAGCCAGGACUAAGCAGCAUCACAAAACCACAUUGGGGAUCCAGGUAAUGGAGCCUUAGAUAAAGACCUUUAACAAAAGCACAGGAUGGAUGGAGUUUUUAAAAAUACUUUGAUGAAUAAGUGCUACUGUUCACAAUGACAUCAUCUACGUUUAACUGUUUGUAUACUGAAUAAAUUAUAUAUGAAGAUGGAGACAAAAAAAAGAGCUAGUUUAAAAUAUUAGAAGUAAUAAAUUCAUGAUUUCAUUUUAUCAUCCAGAGUUUUGUUGCCACUACCUGCUGUUCAACAUGUCCUUUUCCCGAUUGCACGUUGGAUUUUAAUCUCAGGGGUCGACGCUUCAGUCCUCUUGGGUCAGAGUUUGGUUUUCACCGGCGGCUGCUCUCAAACUGGUGGUUUAUUAUACAAACAUGGGGGGUUUUAAGGCGAAUGAGAAACAGACUGAACAGCUGCUUCAUGUAUUUAUAAACGCUAUACCUUUUAUCAUUUUGUAGGUGUUUCUAUUCACGUGCUGGCAGAAUAGCUGAGAUCCAGACAAAGGCUGUUUUGUUGUUUGUGAAAAGAGCCGUAUACGUUCAUCGUUCUGCCGCCACCUGGACGGCCCUUCACAUUAUAUCAAAUAAAGAUCAUGCACUUUGA
This is a messenger RNA of Gymnodraco acuticeps, 5031 nucleotides long. It is a transcript of the gene mical1, whose product is annotated as microtubule associated monooxygenase, calponin and LIM domain containing 1. Gene Ontology annotation, molecular function: protein binding; FAD binding. NCBI's taxonomy places the organism in Eukaryota, Metazoa, Chordata, Actinopteri, Perciformes, Bathydraconidae. The coding region runs from base 285 to 4007 and encodes 1240 amino acids. The transcript is spliced from 25 exons. The record is from RefSeq and is a predicted model, not a curated record.